UAAAUCAUUAGCUACCAAACGCUAUAAAUGGUUUUGGGCUUUUCUAAGUUUGAGUUCAACAAGAAGGCCUAGUAAAUUAUAGAGUUUUGGGGGGUUUUGAUUGUUUGUUUCUUUGUUUUGUUUCCUCUCUAUAAUGGCUGUAUCUCAGGAGGCUAGAGCCAGUGGGAGUGCUAGCAGCAGCAGAGAUGGGCAGCAAUGGAAGGAGCCUCUGACUGAAGCGCUGUUCAAUUCAUUCUUCUUGCCAAGGAGAGAUGUAUUGGAUACUUUUUUCAGGUCUGGGUACUUGUUUGAUCCUUUCUUGUUUGGGUUUUUCAUGGAUCCUUCUGAGCCAUUUGCUUUGUGGAGUACUACACCCCAGGACAUUUGGCCCAAAGAGACUGUGGCACUCUCCAAGUCUAGAGUGGAUUGGUUUCAGACAGAUGAUAGCAUCAUUCUCUGCUGUGACCUCCCUGGGAUGAAGAAAUAUGACAUUAAUGUGACCGUGGAGAAUGGUCAGAUUUUGAAGAUAGGGGGGGUGUGGAAUCACAGAGCAGAUGAUAUAGAAGAAGGUGAUGGUGAGUGGUGGAAAGUGGAAUAUAUGAGAAAAUUUCUGCUUCCCCAAAAUGGAAAUAUUGAACAUGCUCGUGCUAGGAUGGAUGAUGGUGUUCUUGAUCUCAGAAUACCCAAGCUUAAGAAUAAGACUGCUAAAGGAGCAUCUUCCACUUUUAAAGUGGUAGAAGUUACAGAUUAAGUAAUGUAAAUGAUAAGAUUAGUAUAAAGAUAAGAUUAGUAUAAAGAUAUAUUGGGAGUUCUAAGUUUUGAAGUUCAAGAUUCAAUAAUAAAUCUAUGUAAUACGGAGUGAUGAUAUUUAUAUCGCAAUUUGAUUGUAUAGUUUUUGAGUCAAAUGUACCGAGUUAUAUUU
Messenger RNA from Cryptomeria japonica (Japanese cedar), 901 nucleotides. Its product is annotated as 17.6 kDa class I heat shock protein. The record is from RefSeq and is a predicted model, not a curated record. The coding region runs from base 134 to 730 and encodes 198 amino acids. NCBI's taxonomy places the organism in Eukaryota, Viridiplantae, Streptophyta, Pinopsida, Cupressales, Cupressaceae. The transcript has 2 exons.